AGACAAAAAAAAAAAAGAAAAGGUUAAAAUUUUUACUCUAUUUAGGGAUAGAGAUCUUCAUCCAUCAUUUUCAUCAACCAUAUACUAAACCAUCAUCGUCUAAUCCAUCUAUCAGACCUAUUUGCUAUUCUCCCCCACCCUCUAGUCAUAUCUAUACAUCCGAACCUGAAGUAACAGCUGAAGUAAUCAACUAUCACAGCCUCCCCAGACUCCAUUGAUUUGAAUUGCGUGUACAAUUUUGGUCUACCUUUUUUUUUUUGUCCCGUAUCGAUUUAUACUCAGACUACCAUAACCAAAGCAUUAUAUGAUUAGUGAUUGAAUAGUGAUUAGAGUGAAUCCAAUAACAUGCGUCCGAUCUAUUUCCUAAUAGGUGUAAUAUCUAUAUUCAUAUCGUUGAUAUAUGGGUCACCCCGACUAGAGAAGAUCACCACUCAAUACUUACCAAAUACCAAUAAUCGAAUAAAUCAUCAACAGAAUGCAUAUCAAUAUCAUACACAGCCUCCAACAGUAAGGAAUCCAAAUCAAGAAACUACACAACAACAUCAAACUACUACAAGGAAAGAUUCAUUAGUGCCAUUGGAUUUAAGAUCGAUUGAAGAUUGUAAACUUACCGAUCAAUUACUAAUCAGUGAUAUUGAUGGGAAUUUACAUGGAGUAGAAAGAAAUAGUGGUGCUUUAUUAUGGACUUUACCCAUUGAAGAUCCAUUAGUCAAGAUUCAAACCAAUAAUACAUUCGAUAGCUCAAGCAGUCAAUCCAAUAUCCUUUGGUUUGUAGAACCUUAUCAAGAUGGUUCGUUAUAUUAUUUCACUCCUAAAUUUGGUUUGAAUAAAUUACCAACCAGUAUCAAAGAUUUAGUACUUGAAUCUCCUUUUUCAUUAAGUGGUGAUGAUAAAAUAUACACAGGUACAAGAAAAACUUCAUUAUAUACCAUUAAUAUCUUUACAGGUGAGAUUGUAAGUUCAUUUGGUAAUAAUAUUCCUGAACAUUGUCCAGUUCCAAAUAGUCAUUAUCAAAAUGCAAGAACUAUGAAUAGUAAUAUCGAUGAUACCAUCAUGAUUGGUAAAACAACUUAUGAAUUAUCAAUCUAUUCCAAAUUAAAUACUAAUAUUGUUUGGAAUGUUACAUAUUCCCAAUGGGGACCAAAUAAUAUUGAUAAUGAUUUAAUCAUGCAAAAUCAACAAAGUUUGGAUGAAUUAUAUUUCACUCCAUUCCAUGAUAAAUCAUUAUUAGCUAUUAAUAAAAACUUGGGCACUCCAGUUUGGAUUAGUAAAUUACCAUCAUUAGCUGUAAGUGUAUUUGAUGUAUUUAAUAAUUUAAAGACUUCAGAAUAUGUUAUACUACCACAUCCAUUAAAGGUUUUAAAUGAUUUACAAAUUCAAAUAGAUGAUGAAUCAUUUUCGAAUAAUAAUGAUUUGGUAUUUAUCAAUAAAACUGCUAAUAGUGAUGAAUGGUUUGCCAUGAGUUUUAAUAACUAUCCAACUUUGAUUAAGAGUGCUCCUGUUUCAAAAUAUCAACUUUCACUUUAUAAACUCUAUAACAAUCUCGUUGACAUUGAAACUAUUGAUUAUUUAAAGAACUUUCAAUUAUUGACUAGUCCAAAAAAUGAAGUUGAAUCAUUAAUUAAUGGCAUUCAUAAAUGUUUCCCCUUGUCAAGUCAUACAUCUUAUCAACCAAGUUCAAGAUUCGAUAUCGAAGAUCAUUCUAUUAAACAAAUUGGUGAUGGGUCAGAUUUUGACAUUGAUUAUCAUGACAGUAAUCACCAUAGUACAGGUAAAAGUCAACAAAUCUUGGAUAAUCCAAAUAAACUUAUUGAUGGUAUAAAAUUCCCAGAUGGAACUCCAACUCCAGGUUAUGAUUUAAUGGUUGUGGAUCAAUCUCGUGAAUUACUUGAGCCUACAUACCAGUACGAUGAAUUAAUGGCCAGUGCACAUUCCUCAAAUAGUCUAUUUGCUGGUGGUAUUAUACGAAGAAUUUUUGAAGAUUUGGUCGUGUUGUCCGUACUUUUUGUCCUCUUAAUGACAUUUGGUAAAUCUUCUAAAUAUGUCAUCGCCAUUCAAAAGUUAUUGUUUGAGAGAGGAAUUGAAGUCGAUGAUGAAGAAGAGGAAAUUGAAGAAGAGGAAUUACAUAAUGAUGAAAUGAAAAAAGACAAUACAAGUACUGUUAAAUCCUACGAAGUUUCCAGUUCAGAUUCUUCAAAUGAUAAAUUCAUGAAUGACGUUACGAAGCUUUCCACCAGUAGAUCUAUCAAAAAGGUAACUAUAGUAGAACCGAAUGAAUCUUUAGAGAAAGAAGAAGCUGAACCAGGACAUGAUAUAGCCAAAGUUGAAGUUUUAACAGAAGAUUUUGAAUUGGUAGAUAAAAUCGAAGGUGAAGAAGAAGAAGAAGUCGCCACAAAGAAGAAAAGAAAGAGAGGUAGUAGAGGUGGUAAAAGGGGUGGAAGACAUAUCAAUAAGAAUAAUUCGAAUAAUGAAAACAAUGACUCAAAUGAAACUGCAAAUACUGAAAAUGAUGAUGAUGAUACUAAUGCUGCAGAAGAAGAAAUUAUAACCACUCAAAGUUUAGUUAAAAGUUCAAGUGCUCCUAUUAAGAUUCCUAUUAAGAAAUUACAAAUUGAAAAUAACUUAAUCAUUUCUGAUAAAAUUUUAGGUUAUGGUUCUCAUGGUACUAUAGUUUAUAAAGGUACAUUUGAAAAUAGACCGGUGGCAGUUAAAAGAAUGUUAUUAGACUUUUAUGAUGUUGCAAACCACGAAGUUAGAUUAUUACAAGAAAGUGACGAUCAUCCAAAUGUAAUAAGAUAUUUCUGCUCCCAAUCUAGUCAAACUGAAAAAUUCUUAUAUAUCGCCUUGGAGUUAUGUCUAUGCUCUUUGGAAGAUAUUAUUGAAAAACCUAAAAAGUCAUUAGUCCAACAACAUUUAAGUAUCGUCAAUGUUAAUGAUGUUUUACAUCAAUUAGCCAGUGGAUUACAUUACUUACACUCCUUAAAGAUUGUACAUAGAGACUUGAAACCUCAAAAUAUUUUGGUAGCUGAUGCCAAGAAAACCAAUAAUCGUUCAACUAAAUCGUCGUCAACUGUUAAACUUAGUCAACAAGAAGAAGAGAAUAAUGUUAGGUUAUUAAUAUCUGAUUUUGGAUUAUGUAAGAAAUUAGAUAAUGAUCAAUCUUCAUUUAGAGCAACCACUCAACAUGCCGCCCUGGGAACUUCUGGAUGGAGAGCUCCAGAAUUAUUAUUAAAUCAUGAUUUAUCAGAAAUAUCACCGGAUACAAUUUCAUCAAUUGGAUCAAAUACCGUUAAUAGUGGUACUGCUGCUUCUACAUCUUCAACACUUACUGGGGGUAAGAGGUUAACCAAAGCUAUUGAUAUUUUCUCUUUGGGAUGUGUAUUCUUCUAUAUAUUAUCAGGAGGAAGUCAUCCAUUUGGAGAUAGAUAUUUACGUGAAGGUAAUAUCAUUAAAGGAGAAUAUGAUUUAUCAUUGUUGGCUACCAAAUGUCCUAAAGAUAGUCAUGAAGCUGAAGAUCUUGUUUCUCUGAUGAUAACGGCUAAUCCAAAUAAGAGACCUAACACUUCCAAGAUAUUGAGACAUCCAUUAUUUUGGUCUACAAAUAAGAAAUUGGAAUUUUUAUUGAAAGUCAGUGAUAGAUUUGAGAUUGAAAUACGUGAUCCUCCAAGUCCUUUAUUACAAAAACUAGAAGAGAGGGCCAUUACUAUACAUGGAGGUGAUUGGCAUCUGAAAUUUGACGCUGAAUUCUUAGAUAAUCUUGGAAAAUAUAGAAAAUAUCAUACUGAAAAAUUAAUGGAUUUAUUGAGAGCAUUUAGAAAUAAAUACCAUCAUUAUAAUGAAAUCCCAGAAAAUUUACAAAAACAAAUGAGUCCUUUACCAGAUGGAUUCUAUCAAUACUUUAAUGAAAAGUUCCCUAACUUGUUAAUGGAGGUAUAUUUCUUAAUUGAAGAAAACUUAUCUGAAGAACACCUUUUCAAAGAUUUUUAUUGAAACAAUAUCAUAGUAUGACGAAAUUAUAAAAAACAAACAAACUUACAAAAAAACUACAAAACAUUUACUUGUUAUGAUGAUGCAUAUGAAAUAAUUUAAUUACAAUUCUUCCUUCUUUUAGAAUCCCGAUAAAACCAUCAUAAACUAACAAAAACAAUAGUCGGCGAAUGGGAUUCUUUAACUUUUUACUACAACUUAUUCAAUUUUGAAACGCAUUUUUUUUUUUUUAAUCUUACAUUGCUUCAGUUCUAUUAUUAUCAUAUAAAUACUAUUAUGUCUAAUGUCAUACAUUAGUUUUAUUUACAAAUAUAUA
Messenger RNA from Scheffersomyces coipomensis, 4303 nucleotides. It is a transcript of the gene IRE1, whose product is annotated as bifunctional endoribonuclease/protein kinase. Gene Ontology annotation, cellular component: IRE1-TRAF2-ASK1 complex. Bases 346 to 3990 code for a protein of 1214 amino acids. The transcript has a single exon. Gene Ontology annotation, biological process: mRNA processing; intrinsic apoptotic signaling pathway in response to endoplasmic reticulum stress; protein phosphorylation. Lineage: Eukaryota; Fungi; Ascomycota; Pichiomycetes; Serinales; Debaryomycetaceae. The record is from RefSeq and is a predicted model, not a curated record. Gene Ontology annotation, molecular function: RNA endonuclease activity; protein serine/threonine kinase activity; ATP binding.